This is a messenger RNA of Varroa destructor (honeybee mite), 1393 nucleotides long. RefSeq names its product TIP41-like protein. Gene Ontology annotation, biological process: TOR signaling. NCBI's taxonomy places the organism in Eukaryota, Metazoa, Arthropoda, Arachnida, Mesostigmata, Varroidae. Gene Ontology annotation, cellular component: cytosol. The record is from RefSeq and is a predicted model, not a curated record.
UAUUCGCCAGCUUUCCUAUCACCGUAUUCGGCUCCCGGCUGUUUCGUCGCUGCUGCUGCUGGUACGGCUGAUGUUUCUGUCUGUAUCGCCGGCUGCUUCUGUCUAUCGGGCGGUCUGUCUGUCUGUCGGUCGGUCGGUCGGUGUUUGUGAAUUCAAGAUGGCGGCGCGCUCGAAGCGUCCACUGGGUUUCUGCUGCUGGUUGCUUCCAUAACACGGCUCGCUGGGUGGAAGGCUGUUAGCGUGAGUGUGGUGAUUGUGCUGCUGCUGCUGCUGAUACAGUGGUGGUGACUGGUGUUGGUGGGGCUCGCUGCUGCUGCCGCUGCUGCUGCUGCUACUAUGGUAUAGCUAGGCAGGAAGGCAGGCAGCCAUUUGGCGUUUGGUGUCCUGCGCCUUUUUUCAAGUUGAUGUGCGUCUCGACGUGACGGAUACGGUGUGUUGUUUGUUACUCGGAGAGACGGCAGUCGCUGGUCAAUCGUUCGAGACGAACGAAUUCGUGUGUGUGUGUGUGUGAGUGCGUGAACAAAACAUUUAGGAAUGAACGGGGUGCGCGAGGAGCAUCAUGUACUGGACGGAUGGCGCUUUUCGGCAAGCUCCGGCCCGAUUCUACAUUCGAAGUGCAGGACUUACGAAAGUUGCCAAAAGAUCCGUGCCAACAAACCCGUUGACGCGAUCCAUCUCUGCGAUCUGUGCAGAUACAUACAUACCUUGCAGUUACCGUCUCAUCCGGAUAUGACCUUUGCGUGGAAUCGGUUACGAAUAGAACAUUCAACUGGCUUCGGGAUUGAAUUUAAUCCGCUAGAUGCGCUCAGGCUUGUCUCAGAAAAGAACUACAUUCCAAAAGUCGCUGUGGCAGAAGCUUGGCGAGAAGCCAGACAGGCACCAGAUUUGCCAGAACCAAAAGUUCCCGACAGCCAUAAAUUCGACUGGACCUUUACCACUAACUAUAAGGGCACGUUAUUAUCGGACAAAGAGGGUCGAAAGUUGAAGGAAGUGCCUACAACGGAACGUAUUGACAUGUCGAAACUUACGUCCCGAGACCCCAUAUACUUCUACCAAGAUCUGUGCCUCUUCGAGGAUGAACUUUCAGAUCACGGUGUAGCGAAACUCAGCGUUAAAAUUCGCGUCAUGCGUAGUAACCUUUUCGUGUUAUUGAGAUUCUUUCUGCGGGUCGAUCAGGUUCUGAUUCGAAUGAACGACACACGUCUUUACUGGGAACAGGGAACUGAGUACAUACUUCGAGAGUACGCAGAAAGAGAGCACAAGGACGCAAAAAAUCUUAAUCUCCCCACGAGCAUUUUGACAGAUCCCGUGGCCCUGAGCGAGCAUCUACCGGUUGUAUACACGCACUACGAACGACUCGACUUCCCCAAGUGAUGUCAAAGCGUUAACAAGA